Molecule: messenger RNA, 860 nt
Organism: Salvia splendens (bonfire salvia)
Lineage: Eukaryota; Viridiplantae; Streptophyta; Magnoliopsida; Lamiales; Lamiaceae
Exons: 2
Coding region: 123-860 (245 amino acids)
Source: RefSeq, a predicted model, not a curated record
AUUGAAAUUACAUUUUGAAGCCCAAUUGGAGAUGAAAACCGCUGUAGAAUCUUCUCAAUAAUCGGUUACCAAUAAAUCAGGCCACAUGAUCUGCCAUGAGUCAUGAAAUCUGAAAAAUAGCAAUGAAUCGGCAACUACCUACAUACAUAUAUGCAUUCUACCUCGCAAAUCAGUUUUCAUCAUCACAUGUCUUUCUACUUUUCAAAACUGACCCCUGCGAAGAGAAGUAUGGAAUAACUGAAUUAGAGCAGAGCAAGCGUGAAGGCGCUAUGACAGAAAUUGAGACGGAAGAGAUGGAGGGUAACGGCGAUUUAGAACCGCGACAUCGAUGUGGUGGCGCGACCGAACAGCGAGGCAGUGACAGCAGCGGCACGAGAAAGACAUUGACGGAGACUCACCGUGAUUCAGAUCUGGCCGGCGACAACUCCUACACCGAUCAGCAGCCUCGCAAUCAACGGACAGCAGCAGCAGCAGCGACUCUGGAGCAGCGGCGGCUGGACUUCGGCAGCGACGGCGUGGAUGCGACAGCAGCAGCCCCUCCCGGCGGAUCGGCGGCAGGAUUUCCUCCACUCCGACUGCAGCGGUGGCUUCGCGCGACGGAGAUGAGGAAGCCUGACCAUGCGACUGCGCCGACAGCACCGUGGCGGCAACACUCCGUCUUCCCGGCGAGCAGCGGCCGGCGUCGUGGGAUGAAUUGGAGAAGCCGACGGAAAUUUGGAGGAAUUGGCGUCGAUUUGAUCAGAGAGAGAGACGUUGGGAGAUGGGUGGAAGUUUUGGGCCUCAAUUUGGAGACAAGAGUUAGAAAGGAAACAUCGCAAGUGAAUCGUGAUCGCAAGGGAAAGAAAGUGUUUUCGGGUUAA